Phalacrocorax carbo (great cormorant) is the source of this 3376-nucleotide messenger RNA. Lineage: Eukaryota; Metazoa; Chordata; Aves; Suliformes; Phalacrocoracidae. The record is from RefSeq and is a predicted model, not a curated record.
GUCUCCACGUCCAAACUUCCUGAGAGUGGCUCCGGCCCUCCCUCCGCUUCCGACGGCUGUGCUGCGCCGUCCCGGCCGGCCGAGCCCAUCGGCCAGGCCAGCCCCGCGUGGGGCCGUCGCCCCCCGACCCUGCCCGCCGCCGCGGCCCCCGGCCAGCCGUAAAACACGCGGCCCGGUACUACACGGCACGGUGGGCUCAGGGGGCUCGAUGACCCCCCCCCAGUCCGGCCCCAAGGCUGGCGGUGAUCCCAGAGCCGCCCCGGCAAAGCCGGACCAUCGCUGGGUUGAGCAAGAAGCUGACGGAUCCAGGAAACAUAACUGGGAAUAAACACGGGGAUGGUGCUGCGGGCCGCGGCGCUGGCGAUGCACGCCUGCCUCCUGGCCGCCCUCCGCCCCAGCGACCCCAACGUCUGCAGCUACUGGGAGAGCUACACGGCGGCGGUGAAGGAGUCCUACACCAAACCCCACGCCGUGGCCUCCGCCGAGCCCUGCCCCCGGGUGUUGGGGUCCCCCCUGCCCUGCCUGCAGCAGAGGAUCGUGUACCGCACCGAGUACCGGCAGGCGGUGCGCACCGAGUACCGGAGGCGCUACCAGUGCUGCCAGGGCUACUACGAGAGCCGGGACACCUGUGUCCCACGCUGUACCCAGGAGUGCAUCCACGGGCGGUGCGUGGCUCCUGAGCUGUGCCGGUGCGAGCCGGGCUGGCGGGGCACUGACUGCUCCAGCGAGUGUGACGAGCAGUCGUGGGGGCCGGGCUGCCAGCACCGCUGCGACUGCCACCACGGGGCCCCCUGCGACCCCCUGAGCGGGGCCUGCUCCUGCCCCCCCGGCUUCGCCGACCCGCUCUGCCGCCAGCCGUGCCCCCCCGGCACCUACGGCCAGGGCUGCCGCCUGCCCUGCCCCUGCCACCACCAGGCCCCCUGCAACGCCUCCACCGGCGCCUGCCGCUGCCCUGCGGGGCUGGCCGGACCCCUCUGCGAGGUGCCCUGCCCCGAGGGGACACCCUGCGACAGCCCCUGCCCCUGCCAGAACGGGGGGAUCUGCUACCCCGCCAACACCAGCACCUGCAUCUGCCCCCACGGAUGGAUGGGGGAGAUCUGCUCCGUGCCGUGCCCCCCCGGGCGCUUCGGCCCCGGCUGCCAGGGCGAGUGUCGCUGCCACAACGGGGGCCAGUGCGACCCUCGGUGGGGGCAGUGCCAGUGCGCCCCCGGCUUCACCGGAGAGCAGUGCCAGGAGAAGUGCCCGGGGGGGCGGUACGGGCAGGACUGCCAGGAGAGCUGCGACUGUGCCAACGGGGGCCAGUGCUUCCACGUGGACGGGGGCUGCCUGUGCAAGGCCGGCUUCCAGGGCAGCCGCUGCGAGGAGCGCCAGUGCCUGCCCGGCCUCUACGGCCCCCGCUGCCAGAGCCGCUGCCUCUGCCACCCCCAGCACAGCCUGAGCUGCCACCCGUUACUCGGGGAGUGCGUCUGUCGCCCCGGCUGGGCCGGGCUCUUCUGCAACGAGAGUUGCCCCCCCGGCUCCUUCGGGGCCGGCUGCCUGCAGGCCUGCCUCUGCCUCCACGGGGGGGUCUGCAACGGGACCACCGGCCUCUGCCACUGCCCCCCCGGCUACACGGACGAGCACUGCUCCUCCCUGUGCCCCCCCGACACCUUUGGGGUGAACUGCUCGGGGCGCUGCUCCUGCCAGCACGCCCUCGCCUGCUCCCCCCUCGACGGCUCCUGCCUCUGCAAGGAAGGCUGGCACGGCCCCCACUGCUCGAAGCCGUGUCCCGCCGGCACUUGGGGUCCCGGCUGCAACCGGAGCUGUGAUUGCGCCCACGGGGCUCCCUGCGACCCCCAGAGCGGGACCUGCCGCUGCCCCCCGGGUUGGCAGGACCCCCGCUGCCUGCACCCCUGCCCGAACGGGACGUUCGGGGUGGGCUGCGGGCAGCGCUGCGACUGCGCCUACGCCGACGGCUGCGAGCCAGCGACGGGGGAGUGCCGCUGCCUGCCCGGCUGGACGGGGCCGCAGUGCAAGCAGAGCUGUCCCCACGGCUUCUGGGGCCGGGGGUGCCGCACGCCCUGCUCCUGCCGCAACGGGGCCGUCUGCUCGCCCCAGGACGGCUCCUGCACCUGCGCCCCGGGGUACCGCGGCCCCACCUGCCAACGCACCUGCGCCCCCGGCUCGUGGGGGGCCGCCUGCGCCCAGCCCUGCCUGUGCCGCCACGGGGGGACGUGCCACCCCGCCGAGGGGACCUGCCGCUGCCCGGCCGGCUGGACCGGGCCGCUCUGCGCCGAAGCCUGCCCCCCCGGCACCUUCGGGCUCCGCUGUGACCAGCUCUGCCGCUGCCCCCACAACGCCACGUGCCACCCGGCCAGCGGGACGUGCCCCUGCGCCCCCGGCAGGAUCGGGCCCCUCUGCGAGGCCGGGACCCCCGAGCAGCCCUACACCAUCGUGCCGGCCCCACCGGCGGCCGACAGCACCCUGGGGGUGGUGCUCAGCCUGGUGGCCCUGGUGGCCCUGCUGGUGGCCCUGGUGGCCGUGGUCCUGUGUCACCGUCACCGGCGGAAGGGCAAGGAGAGCCGGCACCUGGCCGUGGCCUACACGGCGGGACAGACGGACACCUCCGACUACAUGGUGCCAGACGUGCCACCGAGCCACCACCCGCACUACUACUCCAACCCCAGCUACCACACGCUGUCCCAGUGCACGCCGCCGGCCCCCGGCCCCCGCGACAGGGCCAGCUCCCUCAAGGUGCCCGGCAGCCAGCUCUUCCCCGGCGUGGAGAGGCCCUACGGCCCCGAAGGCCACGCCACGCUGCCCCCCGACUGGAAGCACCUCGGGGCGCCAGCCCUGGGCCCCAGGGGGGGGCAGCUGGACCGAAGCUACACCUGCAGCCUGGGGGAGUGCUACGGCAAAGAUCCCACAGCGGGGGGGCCGGGGGCCAGCGCCGGCUCCUUGGCCAGCGAGAACCCCUACGCCACCAUCAAGGAGCUGCCCCCCCCCGGCCCCGCCAGGGCCCCCGAGGGCAGCUACGUCGAGAUGAAAUCCCCGGUGCGGCGGGAGAUGUCGUACGCCGAGAUCGGGCUCCUCGAGGAGCCGUCCCAGGAGGAGAGCUGCCCCGAAGGGGCCGAAGGCGUCACCCCCGCAGCCCCCCCCAGCCAUUACGACUCCCCCAAGAACAGCCACAUCCCCAGCCACUACGACGUGCCGCCCGCCCGCCACUACCCGCCGUCCCCGCCGCUGCGCAGGAAGGACCGCUGAGGACCAACCGUGGGGGGCGGGGGGCCAGGGACACCCCCACCGCACCCCAGGGGGGCCGGGGGCCCCUGACUGUCCCCAGGGCUGGGGGGUGUGUGUGGGGGGGUGGGUGUGUGUGAAUAAAGGGGUGUGACUG